UGGCGCUUUUUAGUGUGGAAAAGCAUGGCAUUUGAUGACUCCAAAGUCCAAAGUCCAAGGAUUUUGAAACAUAUCAGCAAGCAGACACUCACUGGACUCAUUUUGUUUAACUACAGUAUGUCUUCAGCUGAUCAAAAUUCAACAAGAGCCUUUUGCCUGGACUCGUACUAUGUUUCAGAAGAUCUGGGAUUCAUUCUGCAUGACCCUUUGACAGAGCUCCCACUGUACUACCAGCCAUGGAUGGAUAUAGUCCUCCAUCUCCCAGAGCUGGUGCACUCCCAUGAGCUGCGUUCUCGUGUGAGCAGGAUGCCACUGCUGAGCAGCCAGUAUCUGCAGACACACAGAGAGCUGCGGCUGGCCCACCUGGCUCUAGGCGCUACAACCAUGUGCUACGUCUGGCAGGACGGAGAGGACAACACUGUCAAAGUGCUGCCACGAAACCUGGCUGUUCCAUAUUGGGAGGUGUCACAGAGAUUAGGUCUUCCCCCUAUCUUCAUACAUGCUGAUGCAGUCUUGGCAAACUGGAAAAAACGGGAUCCAGAAAAGCCCUUUGACAUGGAGAACUUGGAUUUGGUGGUCAGGUUGCCAGGGGGAGAAAGUUUGAGGGGUUUCUUUAUGGUCACUCUCUUGGUGGAGCUUGCAGCAAUUCCAGCACUCAAGAGCAUUCCUCAAGUGUUCAGGGGAGUGAGCUGUGGGCACACUGAGGCUGUGGCCCGGGCUUUGCAGGACAUCAGCAAGUCUAUACACGACAUGACUGAGGCAUUCAAACUUAUGCAUGUGUAUGUGGAGCCUUCUGUUUUCUAUGGUGUUAUAAGGAUCUACCUGUCUGGUUGGAAGGACAAUCCCAGCAUGCCGAAUGGUCUAAUCUAUGAAGGAGUGCAGUCUGAGCCUAUGGAGUUUUCUGGAGGGAGUGCGGCACAGAGCAGCUUAUUGCACUGUUUAGAUGAAGUUUUUGGCAUCAAGCAUGAGGACAAACCUGGAGCCUUUCUCAUCCGUAUGAGGGACUACAUGCCUCCUGCUCAUAGGCAAAUGAUCGAGGACAUCUCUAAACAGCCAUCCUUAAAUAAUUUUGUACGAGAACAAUAUGACAAAGAGCUAAACCUGGCCUUCCAGCUUUGUGUGACCAAGUUAAUUGAGCUUCGAAACUACCACAUAAACAUAGUGAGUCGCUAUAUAACAGUACCUGCUGCCCGUGCCCGCCAGUUACGUUACGAGAAGAAAACUAAAGAAGAAAUGAUCAGUAAAGCACCCACGGCCCUGGAGGAGAGAGGAACAGGCGGCUCCAGCAUCAUGAGCUUUCUUAAGACAGUCCGGGACGAAACUAAACAGGUCCUCCUACCUGUCAACAAGAAUUAGGUUACUGUUCAAAUGACGCCUUUUGGACAGAGGAUCAUCAAGCUGCAUCUGGCUUUGUUCAAACCUCAACUUAAUAGGCUUGACAGACAGCCAUAACUUAGCCCAAACCAUAAUUCAAACCAUUUCUGUUACUUUCCAUUAAGUUUGACCACUAAUUUUAUCUUCAGGCUCAAAUGCAAUGAACAAAUGAUUGCAAAAUGAGAGAAAAUUGCUCACUGUCCACGAAAGGCAAAUUCUUAACCUUGAAACUGUACAAGUUAUAGUCUGUAUUAUUCAUCUUGACUUUAAAGUGCUUUUGUACCGUUAUAUAAGUUGUAUAGCACAACCCAAGACCUUCACGCUGUCUUCUACAAGCUGUCAUUGUUCAGGAAGUAAUCUAAAGCUCUAAGUUGCUUAUUUAGGCUCUGCCCCUCCAACAUAAGUUGUCGUACAGAUAUAAAAUCUUGGUAGUUACAAACCUGAUCAUUUUAUAAAAUGAAAUAAAUGAUAAAAUGCAGUAUAACUUUAUUAGAUUUAGUAGUAUUCUUUUCCAUGCACAGCUUAGCACUGUAUAUCUUAAGCAUUAAAAAGCUGUAAACAAACAAAACUAUGAUCAGCCAAAUGUCCUCACAAUGAACUAUUGAUGUUUUUGAAACACGUCUCUAUAAUCUCACCUAAGAAUCAUCCUGUAAUUCUUCUAGAUCCACUUUGAAACACAAUGUACAAAGCGAUGGCAAGGUGCACUCCUUAUCAUCAUGGUUACCUCAGCACUCUCUCCACAUCUUAAACCCGCGUCCAGCCUCCACUUGCCCCAAACACUUCCACCUGGGGCAGACAUAAAGAAUGGAUUGUACUAAGAAUGUCUCAUACCGUGUAAUAUUCUGCUUUCACCGGUGUUCCAUUACAAUAGCAGGAUUGUGAGAUCAGAUAAGGUGCAUGAUGUGCACCAGCCUUUUAGCUAUAUUCUGUGUGACUUAGAGCCUUUUUUCUGUACUGCUUUGAGUCUUAAAGUCUUCAUGGAGUGUCAUUUCAAUAAAGGUGCAUCAUGUAACUUCAGGUGGAGGGUCCACCACCUGCUUGUCUCCAUUGAGAUGGUAUUACUUUACAUGCAAUGUUCUACAGUAUGGCAUUAAACUGUAGUCGUAAUAACAUCUCUAUGGAGACAAACAGGAUGCAGACCUCUCACCAGAAAAGUUACAUACUGGCUUUUUAAUUUUUCCUGGUUCUAUGUAUUUUUAUGCUUUCCUUUUCAUUCUUAAAUAAUAUAAUUGUUAUGAUUUGUAUACAUUAUCAUUAAUUUGUGCUUUAUGGUGUCUGUAUAGUAUUGUGCAGAAUGAUUUGUAUUGGGGUAAAAGGUGAGGAAAACUACUUAGAGAUUGAGCGUGAAGUGGGCGGUGAAGCAGACAAACAGUGUGUUCACAUGUCACAAAGAUCUGAUUAGAGGCUCCAUUCACGGCCAAAGCAAAUAAUCCUUUUUCCUUAUUGCCCAAGUGUGGAGGACUCCCUGACAACUGCAGCCAAACAACAGACCAUCUCCAAGGAUGUCUUCAUUGUGUGGCUGAGGCUGACGUUUCACCUCCACU
Molecule: messenger RNA, 2918 nt
Organism: Boleophthalmus pectinirostris (great blue-spotted mudskipper)
Lineage: Eukaryota; Metazoa; Chordata; Actinopteri; Gobiiformes; Gobiidae
Gene: ido1
Product: indoleamine 2,3-dioxygenase 1
Exons: 10
Coding region: 25-1356 (443 amino acids)
Biological process (GO): 'de novo' NAD+ biosynthetic process from L-tryptophan
Cellular component (GO): cytoplasm
Molecular function (GO): indoleamine 2,3-dioxygenase activity; heme binding; L-tryptophan 2,3-dioxygenase activity
Source: RefSeq, a predicted model, not a curated record